CUUGGCGUCAGCAGUCUCCGGAUUAUUUUCGAGACGGUCUUGCCGGAGCGUUCCUGGAUUAAAUAAAAACCACUUUGCGACUCCCUCCACCUUCGACAAGGGUCUGCUUCAUUCUAGUGUAUUAUUCCCCACUCCAUCCUUCGACUACCCUUUCAUAUCACACCAGCAAGAUGAGCGCUACGACAGCCGCGCCCGUUGGGACCAAAUCUGAACCCCAGAAGCUGACCGGCUUGAACCUCUAUUCGCGAUUCGCUUUCGCCGGUGCCGUCUGCUGUUCCGUCACCCACGGAGGUCUCACUCCCGUCGAUGUUGUCAAGACCCGCAUCCAGCUCGACCCGAUCACCUACAACCGCGGCCUGAUCGGUGGCUUCCGCCAGGUCAUUCAGAAUGAAGGCGCCGGUGCUCUUCUGACUGGUGCCGGUCCUACCUUCGCCGGAUAUUUCCUACAGGGCGCACUGAAGUUCGGCGGUUACGAAUUCUUCAAACAGCAGUCCAUCAACACUAUCGGCUAUGAAAAUGCCAGAAACAACCGUAUCGCUGUCUACUGUGUUUCGUCUGCGUUUGCUGAGUUCUUCGCCGAUAUUGCCCUCUGUCCGCUUGAGGCUACUCGUAUCCGGUUGGUGUCGGAACCUACCUUUGCUAGCGGUCUUGUCUCGGGCUUUGGUAAGAUUGCUCGGCAGGAGGGUCUUGCGGGUUUUUAUUCUGGCUUUGGGCCUAUUCUUUUCAAACAGGUCCCAUACACCAUGUCCAAGUUUGUUGUCUACGAGAAGGUCGCCGAGUUCGCCUACGCCAACUUCUUCGAUAAGGAGAAGACCAGCGAUGGCAUGCAGACUACCAUCAACCUUGGUUCUGGGUUGAUUGCCGGUUUCGCCGCUGCGAUUGUUUCUCAACCCGCCGACACUAUGCUUUCCAAGAUCAACAAGACCAAGGGUCUCCCCGGUGAGGGCACAACCAGCAGAUUGAUCAAGAUCGCUAAGGAGCUUGGUCUGCGUGGUUCUUUUAGCGGUAUUGGUGCUCGUCUGGUCAUGGUUGGUGCUUUGACUGCCGGACAGUUCGCUAUCUACGGUGAUCUCAAAAAGGCCAUGGGCGCUGUUGGAGGUGUCGAGAUCACGAAAUAGAUAACCGUGACCCACGAGGUGUUUGUAGAAUGAUGUACAUCAAUAGAACAUAGAGGUACUCGGGGUAUCUUAAUCUAUUAUAGACGCAUGUACAUAACCAUACUUAAAUUGUAUCUAUCUUACGAGAGCUUCGACUUUUGCGAAACGAAGGUGUUUCUGCUUACCAACGACUGGAGUUUGUCGUACGAAGAUGGAAUAUGCUACAUAUUUGGACAGGAUCGCGCACUUGACCCGCCCCACAAUAAUAUAAUUGCCCUGGUUCGGCGGAUGGAAACGCUUUCUUGAAGGAGAGCAGAUUCCAGAGCUACCUACUAACGCAAAGGGCGGUGCUUGAGGAAGAUAAUUGAAUUAUGAGACUAUCGCAGAAUCAUACAGGGAAUCGCUGUUUGAGGAAGGUGUUCCUCAAGGAAUUUUCGUUGGUAGAGGCCGCCUGGUGGAAUAGCAAUAAAUGCCCCAAGUUUUGUGUCCACUCCCAUAAACUUUUCUUGGCUCCCUUGAUAUCCGAGUGAUAUAUUUGACAUUUGCGUUAUUGAAUAUGCUAUGGAGACAAACAAACCAGGAGAUAUAGUGAUGGAAGGUGAUAUAGUGAACGAGUAGGAAUCUUUCCGCUCUGGAUUUGAAAGUUGCGAUAGUCUUCGCAUGACGGUGC
This is a messenger RNA of Aspergillus pseudotamarii, 1767 nucleotides long. RefSeq names its product mitochondrial carrier domain-containing protein. Gene Ontology annotation, biological process: mitochondrial phosphate ion transmembrane transport. Gene Ontology annotation, cellular component: mitochondrial inner membrane. Gene Ontology annotation, molecular function: phosphate transmembrane transporter activity. NCBI's taxonomy places the organism in Eukaryota, Fungi, Ascomycota, Eurotiomycetes, Eurotiales, Aspergillaceae. The record is from RefSeq and is a predicted model, not a curated record. The transcript is spliced from 5 exons. Bases 171 to 1118 code for a protein of 315 amino acids.